This is a messenger RNA of Mugil cephalus (flathead mullet), 1175 nucleotides long. Its product is annotated as phospholemman-like. Bases 267 to 557 code for a protein of 96 amino acids. The record is from RefSeq and is a predicted model, not a curated record. The transcript is spliced from 5 exons. Gene Ontology annotation, cellular component: membrane. Gene Ontology annotation, molecular function: sodium channel regulator activity. Lineage: Eukaryota; Metazoa; Chordata; Actinopteri; Mugiliformes; Mugilidae. Gene Ontology annotation, biological process: regulation of sodium ion transmembrane transporter activity.
CUGGAGGCUUCAGCCUAGCUGUUUCUUUUUUCUUUUUUUUUCACUAGUGGGAUUGCCUUUGGAUUGCGCCAUUGGCUCAGUUGUAAAUGCAAUGUCCAAACAUCACCACCAGAGGGUUCCUGCUGAGUUUACGCUGAAGGUUCACUGUGCUGUUUCACCUGCUGUGCCAUCCAGCCCCUUCAUUUCUUAUCCAGACUUAAUCUGAAACCCAGCAACCUGCUAAAUACCACGGAAACAGAGCCCUUCCACAUCUCUGCGCUGCAGCCAUGGCCACCACAGAAUCAAUGUUUCCGGAUCAAAGUGACUUCGAUUACGAUUAUGAGACACUGAGGACCACGGGGGUUAUCCUCGCUGUUAUUAUGUUUGUCUCUGGCAUUUUAAUAGCUCUAACUCUAACUCAUCUGGUACCCAGAUUCCAAAGACAGAGGUGCCUCCUCCAGCUGUAUAGAAAACGUGGGAGGGAUAGCGAAGUCGCCCCAGGACUCAAGCUAGCGAACACACAAACACACACAUGCGCAACACACCAGCUGUUUUGUAGCUAUGUCUCUCAUGGCUAAUGUUACCUCUGCAGGCUGGCUAUUUAAUAAACAGUGUUUUCCAACACGCCCUAACCUCACCACUGACCUCUCAGUACUAAUACUGUGUAAGUAUUGACGCCAGUUAAGACCGAAAACAAAAAUGAAAAAAACAAAAAACAAAACACACAACAACAAAAAAAAAAGGAUGUAACUCCCAACCUUUAGACUGGAUGCGUAAUCAGACACAUGCAACAAGUUUGGUUUCUCUUUCAUAUAAUUCAUUGUUGUAACACAAUAAAAUGAAGAGCAUGGUUACAAAACGUAAAAAUCGAUUUGUCCAUUUUGUGUCGCUGACUUUACAUUCACUCAUCAAAUGUAACAAUCGUUGGCUUCUGUGUUUCCUCAACUUCUGCUCUGAUUUUUGGACUUUUCAACUACAAUCAAUAGGAAGAGCUAAAAAAAAAAAAAAAAAUACAGAAAGCAAUAAAUAAAUAAACAAAAAAAUGAGAUAGCUGGCAUAGUGGUGAUUGUGAGACUGCUGUGAAAUACAUCAUCAGUUUUAAGUUAAGGCUGAGGUAUCAAAAAUGAAACUAUGGAAUUCCCUGUAAAGUCUUUCUUCCAAAUAAAGGUCUUGUUUACUCAACAUGACGUACUGUG